AUUGGACAGUUUUUUCUUCUUACUGGGACAGUCUUUAUAGUAUUUAUAUUCCCCUUAGUCAGACACCCCCUCCUCAUAGGGCUAAUUAUCCUUAUUAUUACUUUUAUAAUCGCUGCAACAUUAGGGCUUGGGGGGCUAAGAUCUUGACUCUCUUACGUCUUAGUAUUAAUUUUGUUGGGGGGGUUACUUGUUAUUUUUAUUUACAUCUCACUCCUUGCUUCCAAUGAAAAUCAGACACCCCAAAGUAAUAAAAUUAAAAUAUUUUUUUUAAGUACCACAUCAAUUUUAGCGGGCUCUCUUGUAAUUUCUUCCAGACUAAAAGUAUUUGACUCUAAAACCAAUGCCCUUUUAAAAAUAACCCACUACAACAAUGAAAGUACAGACUGAUUAAAUUUACUGUACUCCGAACAAUUAGGCGGAAUGACUAUUUUCCUUGUCCUUUACCUCUUACUCACUCUUAUUGUAGUAGUGGCUAUCAGCAAGAACGAUUCCUCUUCUCUGCGAGCCCUUUAA
This is a messenger RNA of Daphnia pulex (common water flea), 513 nucleotides long. The record is from the annotation of a RefSeq genome assembly. Lineage: Eukaryota; Metazoa; Arthropoda; Branchiopoda; Diplostraca; Daphniidae.